AUGGCAGAACUCAACGACGAGAGUGGUGGCGUCAUCCUUGACGGUCCUUUCGACCCUGACGCGCAGGCUACCGUCACCGACUACAUUGACUACACCGAAUUCCUUCCCGCAGACCUCAUCCGCUCCCUGACUCUCAUCCGUGGCCUAGACGAGCGCUAUACAGAAGCUGCACAGGGUGUUCAUGAUCUCACCAAAACCUAUGGCCAGCUACCCGACCUCGCCGCCGACACGCGACCGAACUCCCAGACCCUCCGCAAAGACAUCUCCUCCCAGCUCGACCGCGCUAUCAACGCCCGCGAGUCCGCGUAUGCCGAAGCUUGUCGCCUCUACGAUGUUGUCGACCGCCACUUCAAUCGUCUGGGCUGUAUAAAACAGAAACUAGAAGCUCUUCCGAAACCCGCUUCGCGCGAUCCUACUCCUCCCUCCAAUCUCCCUAACAACAAACGUGCGCGAGCAACAAAGAAAGGCGAAGAUGGCGCCCAGCCUACAACGCGCAUCACUCUCCGUUUAGAUAGCCAGGAAAAUGCGGGAGCGGCCUCGUCUGCGCAAAAAUCGAGAAGCCGUCGCUCCGUGAUAGCCGCAGAGCAUCUCGCAGAUUUCAACCCAGACUCCCCGAUUGCCAGUACGGAACAUUCCGAUGUGGAGGCCGAUUCGAAAACAGAGGUGUCGCCAGUGGACCCGGAUACUGCCAAGUCUGAUAAGGCUAAGAAAGAGAAACAAAACAGGCGAUCGCGGCCUCCAGGCAUGGGCACAAACGCGCACAGUGCUGUCGCGGGCAUAUCAACCAGUAAUGCCUUGGCUAUGCUGCAGCCUCCCCCUGAGGAUGCAAGACCGGGUACUCAGGACAUGCCGUGGUUGCGCCUGACAGAGUGGGAGAUGACCAAGCUGCGGAAGAAGAUGAAGAAGAACGCAGUAUGGCAGCCUAGUGAGGUGAUGAUCCAUCGCGAACUCGCUCUUCGUGGCCGAGGAUGGGAGGCCUACCGGGCUGCAAAAGCGGAGGCGGAGGCCGGUGGAACACCAUUUAUUGACUGCGACGACAUCGCCAACACCUAUAUCCCUGGCAAGUUGACCCGGCGCAGUGAAGCCACCAAGGACCAACUAGGGACGACAGAGACCAAGCUGAGCAAUCGUGGUAUGAAGCUAAACGAGGCCAAGAAAUUGAAACGGGAGAACCUGGCAAGAGAGCAAGCUGCUGCCGCCGCCGCCGCCGCUGCCGCCGAAGCUGGGAAGCGAGAUUCUGCUUCUAGCAAGAGCCAGCUCCCCAGCCCUACAGGCCAGAGUGUCCCAGCUUCCGAAGCUCAGACAGCGGAGAAGCCCACUCGCGCAUCAAAGAAAAGAAAACUCGAAGAAGAAAGUCCUGUCGUUGAUGCUGUUCCUCCUACCCAACCGGAUGACGAAUCCCGGACUGCUUUGCGCAGCUCUGCAAAACGCCGCAAAAACAGCAAAGAGACGCCUAGUACCACCCCCAUGGAAGCCAGUGCAAGCGCAUCUAAUGCCUCAGUAAACACAACCGCUACAGCUACUGCCACCGAUGCUGCUGCGACUGCUGCUGAUCCAUCCGCCAAUGCGAGGAAGUCACCGCCCCUGCCCUCCCCGACGGAAUCCAAGCCCGUCGCCGCAGCGCCCACUGCUGCAGAGCCAGAGACUACUAAUGGAGAAACUACCUCUACACCACCUGUCGCCCGACCCCCAUCCCGCCGACUUUCUAUUGCCGCAGCAGCGGAACCAGCCCUGACUGUCAGUGCCCAGGUGGCUGGAAGGGAUCUUCGGCGCAAGAGUGCGACUCCUGCGAGAAGGACUCCUGUUCCCGAGUCUGCUCGUGCUGCCAGCGUCAGCGCUCCUACUCGCCGCCGUAAACGACCAGCUCCGGGUCCAAUCUCAUCGGGACAAAACGGCGGUGCAGCGGUCAGCUAUGGACGUCGUAAAGCCAAACCGACAAAGAAGAGAAUUGGAGUCCGCGAAAAUGGCCAGAACCAAGAUCCGUCGUCGAGGGAGGAUGUGCGCAUUGACGAAGAUGGUGUUCUAGAGGAGAUUGAUCCCAAUGAACCUCGGUAUUGCCUCUGCGGGGACAUUAGUUUUGGAACCAUGAUCUGCUGUGAAAACCAGGACUGUGAUAGAGAAUGGUUCCAUCUGGAUUGUGUCGGCCUAUCCGAAGUCCCCAGCCGAACAGCCAAAUGGUACUGUCCUGCUUGCCGGGUCAGAUUCAAUAAAGGGGUGGAUGGAAUUGUCAAGAUCGGUACUCGCCGAUGA
Aspergillus wentii DTO 134E9 is the source of this 2250-nucleotide messenger RNA. Its product is annotated as putative PHD finger domain protein. Gene Ontology annotation, biological process: regulation of DNA-templated transcription. The coding region runs from base 1 to 2250 and encodes 749 amino acids. NCBI's taxonomy places the organism in Eukaryota, Fungi, Ascomycota, Eurotiomycetes, Eurotiales, Aspergillaceae. Gene Ontology annotation, cellular component: nucleus; Rpd3L-Expanded complex; Rpd3L complex. The record is from RefSeq and is a predicted model, not a curated record. The transcript is spliced from 2 exons.